Durotheca rogersii is the source of this 1323-nucleotide messenger RNA. RefSeq names its product ribosomal RNA-processing protein 7-domain-containing protein. Lineage: Eukaryota; Fungi; Ascomycota; Sordariomycetes; Xylariales; Xylariaceae. The coding region runs from base 184 to 1119 and encodes 311 amino acids. Gene Ontology annotation, biological process: ribosomal small subunit assembly; rRNA processing. Gene Ontology annotation, cellular component: CURI complex; UTP-C complex. The transcript has a single exon. The record is from RefSeq and is a predicted model, not a curated record.
ACACCACAAGGCUGAAUGUCUAAUCCUUUCCCUCCUUGUCCGUGAAGCAAAUCCUACAACUACCAGCUCCGUGACCCCGAGGGUCAGCCGCCCGAAGCCGCAUCGCUACCCCUCGGACCUUGGCCGGUUCGCACGCGAUUGUCUCACCGAAGUCGCGACAAUAACGCCGUCAUUCGUGUCAACAUGUUCGAAACUUCCAAGACGUCCGCCGAGUUUUCUACUCUUCCCAUCUCGAUACCGCCUUGCGCCUCAUUUCCGGUCGACGUGGUGCACUACCUCUACCUACGCAGAAAUUCCCCGAAAAUACCCACCCCCAAUGACGGCCGCAGUUUGUUCAUAGUCAACGUCCCCGCCGAUAGCACUGAGCCCCAUUUUCGCGCCCUGUUUGCCAGCCUGGUCGGGGCAGGCCGAUUCGAGAGUAUCGCCUUCGAACAGGGCAAGAAGUCAUCGGCAUCGCACGAGCCAGCUGAAGCCGUACGGUUGGCGGCAUACGGCAAGAGAAAGUGGGCGGAUGAGGAGCUCCGGAACUCGAUAGACGAGGCGGCCGCCGAGUUGCCAAGCACGUGGACCCGGCAGCUGUAUCGGAGCGGUAGCUCUGCCAUCGCUCUGCUAGCUGACGAGAAGAGCGUUGACCUUGUUCUCAAGGCUGUGAAGAAGGUUAGGAAGCCGAAAGAUUACCCGGUGUGGGGGGAAGGCGUCAAUGAUAAAGCUCCGCCUCUGGGCUCUCAAUGGCUUCAGGCCCACGUCAAGCUCUCCUUCCCGAGCCACGACGCGAUCCAAGCCUCGAUGGACGCCUACUUUACCGAAUUCAACCGGAAGGAGAAGGAAGCAUCUCGGCUGGCUAAGAAGCUGCGCAACGAGCCAGACGAAGACGGCUUCGUGACCGUCACUCGGGGCGGCCGGAACGCGCCGGCCAGGAGAGACGAAGCCGAGGAGGCCAAGCAGCGGAUGCUGGGCAAGCAACAGAAGAAGAAGGACGAGACACAUGAUUUCUACCGCUUCCAGAUGCGCGAAAAGAGAAAGGCCGAGCAGGCUGAAAUCCUAAAGAGGUUUGAGGAGGACAAGAGAAAGGUCGAAGCCAUGAAGGCGAAGCGAGGAAAAUUCAGGCCCGAGACUUGAAGGAUAGCCACACUUGAGGUCGGUCGAACGAGGCAGAGCCAAGCAGGAGAGUCCAAGUCCGACUCGGAGCCAUCUUGGGUAUAUAUAUAUUCUCUCCGGACAGAGGGACGGAGACUCCGAGUGGUCUUGCCUUGUCAAAACGAUGGUCUGGUAAGUUACGGCCCGAAACUUAUUAGGUGAGUACCUGAGUAUUUGUUCCCCCCU